Leucoraja erinaceus (little skate) is the source of this 2567-nucleotide messenger RNA. RefSeq lists its product as uncharacterized. Lineage: Eukaryota; Metazoa; Chordata; Chondrichthyes; Rajiformes; Rajidae. The transcript has 2 exons. The record is from RefSeq and is a predicted model, not a curated record. Bases 59 to 1411 code for a protein of 450 amino acids.
AGAGGGGCAGACGUUAAGCGGGCGGAUAGAGCGCGCAGACGAGGGUGAACAACGCAAAAUGGUUCCAAUAAGAUGGAAGGUGCUGCCCAUUGGCGAGGCCCAAACCCUACUCAGCCGCCAGAUUAAAACUGAGGAGGGCCUGGAGGUUGAGGUCAAGGUGGAGGAGGAGUGGGAGGAGGCUCAGGCCCAGGCCCAGGAGAUUGAGGCCAAAGUGAAGGAGGAGCAGGCCGAGGUGGAGGCCCAGGCCCAGGCCCAAGCCCAGGUCCAGGCCCAGAUCCAGGAGAUUGAGGUGAAGGAGGAGGAGGCCCGGGUCAAAGAGGAGGAGGACCUGGAGAUUAUGGUGAUUGGGGUCAAGGAGGAGGAGGAGGACCAUGAGGAGGUGUAUCGUGUCCGCAGCAUCGCCCCACCCCGGACUAAGAUGCCUCGGAAGAAGAAUUACAGAAUUGUCAAUCCAAAUGCCCCGCCUGGCAUAGCUAGAACUCACCUUGAAAUGAAUUUCCCUGUCAUGCCCGAGUCUAAGAGUGAUCUUAAAAAUGGACACAUCUUGUACAUGUAUACCUCAUUUGGUAAAAGUCUGGCUGAAACUCAGAAAUGGUUGACCUCACAUUACUCUUUGCCGGAUGCCGAAGGGUAUUCAAUUGGUGCUGUUAUGUUAAAGGUGAAGAGUCUCAUUACCCGGACUUUGCUUAAGUUUAAAAAACUUAGCAGUCCCAAGGAACUUGGAGCAUUUACGGAAAUUUGUAAUGAAACGUUUAAAUUUCCAGAAGGCAGUCAACGCAUUUCUUUACAUGACAUUCCACCGCCUGUUGCUCAAGAUCCUGAAUCCUUGACCCCUGCCGAAAUCCAAGUGCCCAUAUUUCCAGACACAAGAUGUACCAGAGAACUUCUAAGUCUUACACCAAGGGAACAGAAAAUGAAAAAAAGACUAAACUUUCUGUCUACAUCCAUCGUCGCUCUUACACUAAAGUAUCGCACAAAGAUCAGUGAACUUAGGGCACAGUUGAAAACUCCAAAACGUGUCGUUAAUCAAGCCUUAAAGAGAAAGCAAAACCAAAUAGAUACGAAGGACAGAAAGAUUCAGGAACUCAAAGCCAAAUUACGUGGGAAUACUUUGGCACGAGAGCUUGCUGAAACCAAGGCAGAGUUUUUGAAACUUCAGAAAGCACACAGUCAAUUGCUCAAGUUUCGUGGCAGUGAGAAAAAGGGGGAAACUGUUUCAAUUCACCAGUACAGAAAAGUUCAGGAAAAACUAAAGGACAGGGAAGAUGAGGUGAGACGCCUCAAAUUGGACAAUCUUGUCCUCAAAGAAGCAAUAGAAACUCUGGAGGCUGCCUGUAUUGCCAAGUCAAAUGAGGACCAGAAGACUUACUCCUCCACAACAAGGAUGCAUGCGUUUGACGGUGCAUCGUAAACAAAACACCCGCAGCAAACGUUCCAAUCCUGAUGAGUCAGUUCCACAAGCAGAGUGGACUUGAUCUGGAUUGUGUUCCUCCACACAGUGCAGUUGAACUCGGCAUUCGCAGCGAUUAUCUGAAUUUGGACUACUCCAAAUCAAAGAUCUUAUAGCGGAGCAAGAUAGACCACUCAUACGAAAUGCAACGGGCUGACAUGUAGUACGCUACGGAGUGGAUCGUGGGCAUUUUUUCCGUCCAUUCCAGUAACCGGAACCUACCCGAUCCGACUCGCAGCGUAAUCAACGUUGUGGGGGAACAGUUUGUGUGUGUGAUAUAGGGUUAGAUUCACAAUUCUGUUAGUUGUUUUUAAAGAAUAAAAUGUUAAUAAAAUUUGACACUGGUAAUUUUCUUUUUUAAUGAUUUUUAAAUCAUUUCUUUUAAAUGGCUCAUAUGCUGUGUUUGAGUUGAUUUUGUUUGCACCUGCACUCUGUAAUUCAUUCAUCUAAUCACACUGUUCACAACUGCAGUAUUUGGGAAAAUAAUAGCAAUAUGAAGAUUCCAGUUGCUCUAGCCCUGGAAUGUUACUUAAUGUUUUUGUGUCUAUGGAGUUGUUUCUCAACAAUAAAAAUAGGUCUGGUCUUCCCAAUAGCCAGAGAGUGGAAUGAGAUCUGUCUGUAAAUGGUGGGGUUAUCUAAAUUAAGUAUUUCACAAAAUUAAAUUUGUUUAAGCAAGAUUUACAAAUGAUGUAUAACUUAAGGAUGGUUUUAUUCAGCGAGCAUACAACUGAAUAGAUUGUGCUGGAAAGAACACAAUUACAUGAAUGUGAUAUAGAUGUAUAUAUUAAUAUAACACACACAUUUACAUUUCUUCCGAUUUUUAUAUCCAAUGAUGAACUUUAUUUCCUACAAGACAAGCGACAACAUUAAAUAAAAAACAUUGUAAACCUCCCCGCAACUUCACUUUGGUGCCUCGGCCGUGCUGAUCCAGGCCAGACUCCCCGCACGCUGUGGAAGGAACAUCUUUUUGCUUUUAUUGUGAUUUAUUUCUCUUUUUAACACUGAAUAUUUGAUAACGACGCAUUAGCAGCAUAUGGCACCAAUAUUGCACCAACCCACUCAAUUUUAAAUAAUUCAUAAUAGAAAUCCAUUAACAUGGUUAACACGUUAUUUCUGA